Macrosiphum euphorbiae (potato aphid) is the source of this 648-nucleotide messenger RNA. Lineage: Eukaryota; Metazoa; Arthropoda; Insecta; Hemiptera; Aphididae. The record is from the annotation of a GenBank genome assembly.
AUGAUAGAAAUUUUCGGUUGUUAUCGACACUUUGGUCACCCCAUCGUUAAUGAAGAGGAUGGCGUCAAAGAUCUAUUAUCAAAUACAAGGAAGAAGAUUGAUAUUGAUUAUGACAUAACAAGAGAUGUCAGCGGUGCAUUUAACAGGAGGUUCAUUCUAAGCUUCUUAGCCCGCAAUAACAGGUGGCCAAAGUGUGUCAUAAACGAAAAGAUUGUUAACUUCCUGUCAGAACAUAAACUAGUAAAGUUCCGUAAACUACUAUUGAAAAAGCCAACUUCCAUUAACGAUUAUGAAUUGAACAUACCUAUCGGAUGUUGGCACUACAUUGACUUCGCUAAAGAGCUCAUUUUUGAUGAGUUUUCAGAUUUUACCGAGUUACUCUCUGAUACAGCAAUUUCACCUUAUCGCGAUAAUUAUGCUAGCGUAUACCACAAAGAUUGCUUGAACGUGGAGAAGCCUAAAGACAUCAAAGAAAGUCGCCGAACGUUGAUAGAGAUAAUAGGCCGAGAAGAAUUUAGCAUUCACGACAUAAUCACAAGAAUAGAAAACAACGAAGUCCCGUCCAGCUGGUUUGUUGUGGGACUACACUCCAAAGAACGAGAGAUUAAAAUUAAAUCUAGAUUAUUUGCUAUGAUCGUUAGAGCCUGA